AUGACCCCAAACAGCGCCGCCGGAGGCAACUGCUGCGACAAUAACCACUCGACCUGUGCCACAGCGUCCAACACUGCUCAUGUGGAGCCCCCAAGCGCAAGCAAUUGCGUAUCCGACUGUUGCAAGGAUGAUAACUAUGAGCGCGAGCUGCAACCCCCGGCGGAAGAAAAGGGUGGCUGCACCGACGGUUGCUGUGGAGACGAAGUCAGCGAUGAUGGCAGCACUUGUGCAAGUGAGCUGAACGAAAAGGAUGGCUGCUGUGAAGAUGGAGAACGAUGCGAUGAACAAUGCAUCAAAACCGCAGCCGCAGUCGAGUGCCAAAUUGCAUGCAAGGAAGAACUCGAGAAAGGAGAGGAGUGUGGUACAGAGACAAACACCGAUGCAGGCACCCUAACCUCCGAUCAAUUUGAACGUCAUCAUCCUCACGCCCACGAAGGUGGACAUCACCCUGAUGAAGCUUGCACUUCUCAUCUUCAAGCUGCGUUUGACAAAUAUGCCGCCUACCUGGAACAAGCUCGUUGCAUCUGUCGAAGUGUUCUCGGUGGCCAGUUGGAUCAAUGUUGUGGUUCAACUAAGCCUCUGCUUCCUCCAGAAUCCUGGAAAGCGACAUCGACCGCCACAAGUAGCAAAGCUCGUGGUUCUCUCAAGCACCGUGCCCAAGCCAAGAAGAUGGCCAAGCACGGCCAUCACGACCAUGGCCACGAUCAUCAUGACCAUCACGAUCACGGCCAUGACCACGGUCCUGCAGUCGCUACCGGCUGUUGCGGAGAUGAUGAGAAGAUCAAGGAUCUCACUAUGGUCAAGAGUCAAGAGUUGGGUGGUCACACGGAGAGAGACCUAGAGCGGGAUGGCUCAGCUGCGCACGUGCUGCUGAAUGUGGUCGGCAUGGAUUGCUCCGGCUGCGCAAACAAUGUCGCAAGAGCUUUGCGAAACAUCCCGAGCGCUCGAAAUAUACAGGUCGUUUUCGUGACUGGCAUCGCUGAGCUUGAUGUUGAUCUCGGCAUGAUCUCGGUUGAAGCUAUCGUCAGUCAGGUCGAGAAGGCAACACGCUACAAGAUCAUGCCCUUCUCCGCAGAUACGCAAACAUUGGAUGUCACCAUGGACAAGGCAACCGCCCGCAGUUUCGAGGGGAAUCUUCCCCAUGGGGUCGAGAGCUGUGAGAAGAACGGGAAAACAAAAUAUGCUGUGACUUACGAUCCUUGCAUGAUCGGUGCGAGACAAGUCCUUCGUGCAAGUGGAGGGGAGCUCGCUCCAUUGGAAGACGACUCGAAACUUGCGACUGGAAAGAAGAUAAUGAUCGAGAAGAGCUGCAAAGCGAUCCUAGCUUUGAUAUUGUCCCUUCCAGUCAUCAGCUUGGAGUGGGGAAAUCCUCCCGUCUCCCAGGAUGUCAAGCGAUGGGUGCCAUUUGCUCUGGCCACAGUCGUUCAAGUGAUCGCCAUUCCCGAGUUCUACACACCCGCCAUGUCCGCCUUGUGGUACAACCAUGUGGUUGAGAUGGAUAUGUUGGUGGUCAUCAGCAUCACAGCAGCUUACCUCUAUUCUGUUGUUGCCCUUGGAUUCGACAUUAGCGGACAUGAGCUCGAGGUCGACGCUUUCUUCGAAACCAGCUCACUGCUUAUCGCCCUUGUCUUAAUCGGACGCGCCGUUGCAUCGUGGGCUCGCAAGAGAGCCGUCGACACGGUAUCGAUGAAGUCACUGCAAGCAACAACAGCCAUGCUCGGAGACGGCUCCCAAGUCGAUGCUCGGCUUCUGCAUGUCGGUGAUGUAAUCAAGGUCAUGGCACAUUCGAAGGUCGUCACCGACGCUAUCGUCACUGAAGGCAAGAGCGAGGUUGACGAGUCCAUGUUGACCGGUGAGAGUCUUCCUGUUCUCAAGACUGUCGGUAGUUCUAUCAUUGCUGGCACCUUGAAUGGAACUGGUUCGAUCACAGCAAAGGUUUCUCGACUUCCGGGAAAGAACACGAUCAACGAUAUUGAGAAUUUGGUCGCGCAAGCUCAGAACGCUAAACCGAAGAUUCAAGACUUGGCAGACCGGAUCGCGAGCUGGUUCGUCUACGUCGUCGUGGUUGUUGCUUGCCUUGUGGUUGUCAUCUGGGCUGUUGUGGCUCGUCAGGUUCGUCAGGAGUCACCUGGUGGCGCUGCUGGUACGGCUCUCAGCCAUGCCAUUGCUGUUCUUGCCAUCUCUUGUCCUUGUGCACUCGGCCUCGCUGUUCCUAUGGUUCUGGUCAUUGCUGGAGGUCGAGCAGCUCAUGCCGGUAUCAUCAUCAAGUCCUCCGACGUUACCGAGCGUGGGCAUAAGGUCACUGAUGUUGUGUUCGACAAGACUGGUACCCUUACUCAAGGCGAUUUGGAAGUUGUGGAGGAAGUGGUUUUGAAACCUUUCGACGUUUCUCUUGUCAAAGCUAUGGUCACCAACAAUCAGCAUCCGGUCUCCCAAGCGGUUGCAUUGGCACUGGAGAAGCGGUCUACCACGGAGGUAGUCGUCGAGAAUCUCAAAUCUGUUCCUGGCGCCGGGAUCGAGGGCGUUUGGCAGGGACGGACGGUGCGUGUUGGUAACCCAACGUGGCUCGGUGUCAAGCAGGCUUCGGAAGUCGUCACUGCCUCCGCCAAAGGGCUCACAUUGCUUUGCGCUUCUGUGGACGGUGAUCUUGUGGGCAUAUAUGGUCUGAAGAGCACACUACGUCCAGAGGCAAGUCGUGUUAUUGAAGAGCUUCAGCGUCGCCAGAUCACGCUUCACAUCGUCAGUGGUGAUGGGCAGAAAGUGGUUGAGGAGGUUGCCAACAGCCUCAAAAUCCCUUUGUCGUGCAUCGCGGCCGAAAAGACGCCUGCACAGAAGCAAGACUAUGUGCGUACGCUGAUGGAUCAGGGCAAGAUCACCUUGUUCUGCGGUGAUGGCACGAAUGAUGCCAUUGCGGUUGCCCAAGCGAAUGUCGGGGUGCAGAUUGAGUCUUCCUCGGACCUGACCCGCGCCACGGCCGAUGUCAUUCUGCUCGGCAACCUCGAGGGUGUCGUGCAGCUUCUCGAUGUCUCGAAGGCUGCUUAUCGCCGCAUCGUCUUCAACUUCGUCUGGUCUGCCGUCUAUAACGUCUUUGCGAUUCUGCUCGCUUCCGGCGCAGCUGUCAGGUUCACCAUUCCUCCUCAGUUUGCAGGCUUGGGCGAGAUUGUGAGCGUGGCUCCAGUUAUCUUCGCUGCUUUGACCAUGCCAAAGAUUGCGAAGGCGUAG
Molecule: messenger RNA, 3222 nt
Organism: Cyphellophora europaea CBS 101466
Lineage: Eukaryota; Fungi; Ascomycota; Eurotiomycetes; Chaetothyriales; Cyphellophoraceae
Product: copper-translocating P-type ATPase
Exons: 3
Coding region: 1-3222 (1073 amino acids)
Biological process (GO): monoatomic cation transport
Cellular component (GO): membrane
Molecular function (GO): ATPase-coupled monoatomic cation transmembrane transporter activity; ATP hydrolysis activity; metal ion binding
Source: RefSeq, a predicted model, not a curated record